Amphibalanus amphitrite is the source of this 2890-nucleotide messenger RNA. Its product is annotated as von Willebrand factor D and EGF domain-containing protein-like. The transcript is spliced from 13 exons. Lineage: Eukaryota; Metazoa; Arthropoda; Thecostraca; Balanomorpha; Balanidae. Bases 1207 to 2433 code for a protein of 408 amino acids. The record is from RefSeq and is a predicted model, not a curated record.
AUUUGCGAGGUCCGUCCGGCGCUGGCCGUCGGACAUCCCCCUCCCCGUCCCCUGCGCUCUCCCCCCACCCGCCUGGGGGUGACCUGGAGCAGUCGGCAGACGCGGGACGGCCGGACCGACCUCACCCUGUCCGUCUCGGCGCCCGUGACCUGUCGACCGAGGCAGAACUGUCGGCUGCUGCUGAGACUGCAGCCGCUACAGCAAGGGACAGCCGGAACCCAGUUAUUACUCCUUGACAAGUGUGUGGUAUCUUUCAACUGUCCGGGAGGCAUUUGCUGGCCUGAGAUCGUCACGGCAACAAUCAGCAGAGCGCCUCACGACGGUCCACCGCGACCGAUCACUGCUGAGCUGCGGGUGAUACUGGAGAACCGGGCAGAUCUGGGGCCGGAGUGGGCCGAGUACCAACCGCCGGUUAUCGCACUUACGGUGAGGCCGUCGGCCCCGCUCAUCUGUCAGCUAAUCGACGGGAGACACGUCGUCGGCUUCGACGCACGACUGCGGACCCUGAGACGCGCCGGGCAACACGUUCUUUUGGCCGGCCGAGCCGACGGCGGGAGAACGCAGGUGACGGUCAGCACUGUUGCCACACGAUGCGGCGGCCGGGUCGGACACUCCUUCUGCGCCUGCGCAGUGACCGUGGACGCCGGCUCGGAGUGGAUAGAGGUGGACGUGUGCCCCGACCCGGUGGACAGGAGAGAGCCCACGCUGCGCCGCUCCGCGCCGGCCGGCCGCGGGCUGCAGCUGCACGUGCUGGAAACGAGGCCCGACUCAGCCUGGCUGAUAACAUCAGGCUCGGGCCUGGUGGUGCGACUCCAUGCCUUCCCCGUGGACCAGGACCGGAGCGAGGACGAGUCCCCAGCCGGUCGGCGCCGGGCACUGUCUGUCACGGUCUCUGUAAGGUCACAUGGUCAGUCAGAGACAGGAUUGUGCCCCGGAGCACCAGCGGAACAUUUCACCGCGGGCCGUCGGGGACGCAGGAGGAACAAACGCAGUCUUCCUGCCCAGGACCAUCUGGAGGAACUGCCCUUCGAGGAGCUCACAGAUCACCUCUUCAGUGGCGCGCUGGAGCCAGAAACGAUAUCUGAAACGCCAGCGGAACCUACUCCAGAUUCGCCGCCGAAAUCUGUGCCAGAAACGGCAGCCGGCGCCCCGGAGCAGACAUCGCAAACGGAGAAACAACACACGACAGACGGAAAAUUAAAAACAAUGGCUGGAUCAGCCGCUGGCUCAACACUCGAAACUCGGCCGGACAUAUAUCCAAUUCCAGGGAUUCUGCCAGAUGACACACCAUACUUCACUCCAGACACACAGACUGGUACACAACUGGAGAGAGCCAAGGCUGAGGUCCAGUCGAGCGGGCUACAAGGCGGGGGUUAUGAAUCUAACGCAGUGUUUGGGGACAAACCCGAGCCGCUUCUUCCGACCGAGAAAAGACGGCAUAACUUUGAGCACUUCAUCGCCAACGCACGACGGCAGUCUGCGUGUGCUGCCCAAAUCGACAAAGCAGUCAUGGUGGCACUUCGAGACGUCUGUCGCUUAGAUGCCGGCCGUUCCGUCGAGCGGUGGGCCGAGCUGCUCCCGCCGCUUCUGGAGGACCGCUGCCAGGUGGCAGCACUGUCUCAGUCGCCCGCAGAGCAGGGAGGGCUGCAGUGCGCCGAGAGCUGUGUCGCCGGUGGUGGAUGUAUUCAGCAGGGUGAAGAGGUCGUCAACGACCACCGCCCUAACGAGUGGGUGCCCCGAGUGACCUCGGUGGGUCAGCAGGGCCUCUGUGACCUGGCCUCGGCAUCCUGUGUCGCCAUCUCCAUCCGAGGCCGCCACCUUUGGCCGUCUGUCGGUCUCCGCUGCCGAGUUAGGCAGGGCGAGCAGGCGUGGAACAUCGCACCUGCUACCUACCGGUCUGCAGAGGAAGUACAGUGUCACCUGCCCGUCGCCAGUGUGAGGAGGCUGCGCCACACGGCAGAUGUAGUACCGUGGACGAUUCAGGUUUCUUACAACGGAGUCAUCUGGAGUGAUGCUGUGGUUCUGAAAACGUACAACAGCGACUGUCAGAUCUGUCGAGAGAGGAACGGUAGCGUCUCCUGUGCUCCCGUCAUCGACUCCUGCAUCAUAAAUGGUCAAUGUUACCGGUCGGGAGACACCAAUCCGAAGAACCCGUGUCGAUACUGCGGCUCUAACCGGCAUCAGUGGGUGACUCGAGUCGAUGACGGUUGCCGCGGGGGCCGACCUGUCACCUGUCAGACCGUCGGGCCGGCCUGUCAGCACGGUCUCUGCGUGGAGGACAGCCGGGGAGCCAUCUGCGUGUGUCAUCCCGGCUACAUCGGCUCACACUGUCAGAUACGAGAAACGCCACCGGACUUCAUCACAUUGGCGGAAGAGAUGGGCGACGAGGCGCUCUAUGCCCCGCGAGAAGCGCUGGACUUCCGUUACCGAUGAGAAGCUGUUAUCUCCGCGUACUAUUACCAUAGGCUGACACUCAUGUAUCGUCUUCAAGUCAAUGUAUGUACCUCAGACAUGACGUGCAAUGGGAUUAUUGUACAGUAAUGGAUGCAUGAACAUAUCUUCCAAUAGAGUCUGUCGCCGAAUACCACGACAUUCGAGCUUGAUUCUUGUUUUUGUACAAGUGAAUAGGGUCCUGACAAGGCUCAAGGAUUUGUUUCAUAUCGCGACCCAGUCAGCUAAAUACCGGGAACUAUCAACCAGCGUGUCAUCGGCGUUGCAAAGGCACCUGUGACCCGACAGUGUUUGUCCAGCGACAUGUGGCCGUCCCUUACUGGGAACGCCGUAUUAGUUCUUCCUACCAAUCAGUGUUAAUUGUUGACCAUGCCGUUGUGAAAUAAAGGCAGACGUUCGAUGUUGAAAGGGAAACAAAGAGACGCUAAUUUUUAUGCGA